Molecule: messenger RNA, 1609 nt
Organism: Drosophila bipectinata
Lineage: Eukaryota; Metazoa; Arthropoda; Insecta; Diptera; Drosophilidae
Gene: sna
Product: snail
Biological process (GO): regulation of transcription by RNA polymerase II
Molecular function (GO): RNA polymerase II cis-regulatory region sequence-specific DNA binding; DNA-binding transcription factor activity, RNA polymerase II-specific
Source: RefSeq, a predicted model, not a curated record
ACCUCAGCCCUCGUUGAGUACGCAACCACAGAAACACUCUCCACUCUCGCAAAUCUCGCCAUUUGAUCGCUCUCUCGAUCAUCACCGGAAAUUAAAACUAAACUUUAAACUCGCUCAACAAAAUGGCCGCCAACUACAAGAGCUGCCCGCUCAAGAAGCGCCCCAUCGUCUUCGUGGACCAGCAAACCGAGGCCUUGGCCCUGACCAAGGACUCCGAGUUUGCCGUGUUUGACGAACCCCAGGAUUUGUCCGUGAAACGCAUCAAGCUGGAUGCCGAUCAUCACGAGCAACCGGACUACGCUCUCAAUCUCUCCAAGACACCCGAAAGGAUGCCGUUCUCCAGCCCCAGUUCCUGCCUCUUGUCGCCGCCAGCCGAUGGCCAGGAUUACCAGCCACCCACCAGCAACAUCCAUCUGAGGGGCUUGACUGCCGGAACCACUGGUUACACCACCUCCAGUCCCACCGCCAAUCCCUUCCAGUCUGCCUUCGUGAUGGCAGCCGGCUGCAAUCCGAUCUCGGCUUUGUGGAGCAGCUACCAGCCCCAUUUGGCCGCCUUCCCCUCGCCCGCCAGUUCCAUGGCCUCACCCCAGUCGGUCUACAGCAGCGGCUACCCCCAGCAGAUGAUGACACCGCCCUCGAGUCCCGGUUCCGAGGUGGACUCCGGCUCGGAACCCGAGGAUCUCUCUGUGCGCAACGACAUUCCAUUGCCGGCUCUGUUCCACCUCUUCGAUGAGGCUCGGUCCAGCAGCAACAGCAGUGUGACCAGCAGCAGCUCAUCCACCGGAUCCUCCUACCUGUACAACUCCUCGAACAGUUCAACUGGAUCCGGUUCGGGAUCGGGAUCUGCUGCCUCCAGCGCCGCCAAGAACUACCGCUUCAAGUGCGAGCAGUGCCAGAAGAUGUACUCCACCUCGAUGGGUCUGUCCAAGCACCAGCAGUUCCACUGCCCCGCCGCCGAGUGCAACCAGGAGAAGAAGACCCACUCCUGCGAGGAGUGCGGCAAGCUGUACACCACCAUCGGUGCCCUCAAGAUGCACAUCCGCACCCACACCCUGCCCUGCAAGUGCCCCAUCUGCGGCAAGGCCUUCUCGCGCCCCUGGCUUCUGCAAGGACACAUCCGCACCCACACCGGCGAGAAGCCGUUCGAGUGCCCCGAGUGCCCACGCUCCUUCGCCGAUCGCUCCAACCUGAGGGCCCACCAGCAGACCCACGUGGAUGUCAAGAAGUACGCCUGCCAGGUGUGCCACAAGUCCUUCUCGCGCAUGUCCUUGCUGAACAAGCACACCAGCUCCAACUGCUCCGUAUCCUCGGCGUAGGCAUUCCCUUGGAGUCUUUCAAAAAAAGUAUACAAACAUUCCGCUGGCGAAGACCAAGAACAAGAACAGACAAUAACCUAAAAUAGUCUAUACUAAGUCGAUUCGGUUUUGGUGCUACUAUUAUUAUUAUUAUUAUUUCAUAGCUACUCUCAUUAUUAUAGCUAUUUAUUUUAGUUUUUCGUAAGUUCGUGUAUAUUUCAACAUUGUCACAAGCAGCAUUUGACCAAAUCUACUCAUUACCCAUUUAAUUUUUAAUAUUAUUUAUGUAAACCUAUACCCAUUAUAUAAUUGUU